Vitrella brassicaformis is the source of this 3446-nucleotide messenger RNA. The record is from the annotation of a GenBank genome assembly. NCBI's taxonomy places the organism in Eukaryota, Vitrellaceae.
AUUCAUUGUCUUCAUGAUUCGGCGCGAGGAUUCGGAUAGCAGCGACGACAGCGAUGCCCCCUUCUUCUGGAGAGUGAUCGGCCGCCAACGCGAUGACAGCAGCGAGGAGGAAGAUGUCCCAGUUCGCUGCCCACUCUCCCACAGCGAGGUAGCAGAGGUGGAGGGAGCUGGCGGAGAUGCGGCCAAGGGAGGCAGUUCCCCGGAGCUCGACGGCGGUGGCGGCGAAGACGAGGAUGGAAGGAGUGCGGGGCCGCGUGAUCGCCGUCAGUAUCUGCCGAGCAUCACCGAGUGGAACAAAGAACGCAAGCAACUGGCACUGCAGUGAGCGGCACACGAAAAGAUGAUGGGUAGCAACGGCGUAUAUGGUACAAAGUUGUGAAUGGGAUCAUGUCCGGUGAAUGUGUGCACUGCAGGGAGUAUGUCUGCGCGCAGGACGUGAGGCGCCAUUUGGCACAACCCAAGCUCCUCGACGCCGCACUGGUGCGUGCGGGGCUGAAAGAUACCGAAUGGAUCCAUACGCUGUACACGUCGUGUGUCUUUCUUCUCUUCCAACAGGGAGAGGAUCUGCUCAGGGAGGAUGAGGACCUGACAGCUGCACGGCGACAGGUACUUACUGCAGGGCCCGCGGAGAAAUCCACAAUGAGCACACCACUCCGCUGUCCCGUUCGUUGCAUGUGCGCGUGUGUGCAGUGGGAGAGUCAUUUGUGGGGUCAGAUAUCUUGUCUGAAGGAGCAGGUGGGCGGACUCAUCGACCGGUGGACUGUCGAAGAGCAGCAGCAGCGGGAGCAACUCAAACACACCACCGAACAGGUCAAUACCAGACGAUUUGUGACGCAUGCUUGAGUGAUGCCCGACACGUGUGGGUGGGUGCAGUCGCUGGCCACCUUCAAAGAGGUGGCAAGACAGGAGUUCGACAUACUCGCCAAAGAGGAGGUGGCACUGCGCAAACAAGAGGCGCCCUCACACAUGUAUGUAUGAUGCACGUCCGCGUGUCCGAUUGCAGGCAGCACUGUCCGCCGGUCUGAAGGACCUGAGCCGCCGCGUCCACAGCUGGACUGACGGGCCCCCCACGCCGCACAGCAGCAGACCACGGCCAUCACGACCUGCAUCCGCGAGGCAAGGCAACCGCACAGAACAUGCUGCAGCACACCAGAAGAAGACAUUCCUUCCGCCCUUGCUGUUUGUUGCAGGGUGCGAGGUUCCUCGUUGUCGCAUCGCAACUCUGGCGACCUUGGUCCGUCACAGGGCACGCUGACAUCGACGGCGGCUCGUCUGCGGCUGUGGCGAGAGCAGUCUGAGCACCCCAGGAGCAGGGGAAGGAGGAAGGCACUGUCCAUCAAGGACCAGUUAGAGCAAGGUCGGCAGCACCAGGCAGCGGGCAUCACAGCGCCAUGGUGCGUAUCCUGUUUCCUUGCUGUUGGUUUGCAGCAUUGGCGUGCCUGGAGGGCGUGAAGGAGGAGCUGAGGGGCGUUGACAAGGAGAUUGAAACCAAGGGCGGCAUACUGGUGUGUUACGAAUAACCCACCCGCACCACACACAAACAUGAGUGUGUUGAAAUGAAAUAUGCAGGGUGGCUGGAGAGAGGAUGACCACCAGAUCUUCCUGAAGGUCAAGACCGCCUGCCGUGACCACAUACACACACAGGUACAUCCAUCCAUCCAUCCACCUUCAUGGCCGCCAUAUCUCCGUUUCUGCAGUCUUUCAUGGACCGGCUGCUCUUGUCGCUUCCCAGUCGGACUCGCGAGGAGGCCGCGGCGCACAUUGAGUGGUACGACCACUUCGCCAUCCUGCAGGCGGAGCGGCGGCUGCUCAUACAGAAGUGGCGGUCCCUCAAGCAGCAGAUACACAGGCACCAGAGUAGACUGCAGCACAGCGAGGAGGCCAAAGACCCGCUGCUCGAUGACAUGCACGUACACACAACACAGGCGGACGGGGUGCCACAUGGGUGAUCAAGUCAAGUCGAUGUGUGUUUCCUUCCCUUCCUUCAGCUGACGCCAGCGGAGGAGCGCUAUCGCAGAGAAAAGCAGGAGGCAAGCUAAGCUCGAUGGAUGUAUCAGAAGAGUCCGAACGAAGAUGGCCAUGUGUUUCUGCCUUUCUGUCUGUGUUGCCCUGUGAAUGGCUGGCAGGAGAGAGAGAGUCGCCAACAGGAGGCCAAGAGGCGGAGAGUGCAGGAGUGGAGACACAUGAAAAGUGAGCUCUUCAAGUGGAGCCAGCCAGUCCAUCUCUUGGCAACCCCACACCAUGUAUACCGUGGGCAUCAGACAGACACAACUGAUGUGUGUGUGUAUGCUUCAGAUACGGAGGAGGCCCAGCGUCGCGAGGAGGAGGAGAAGCGGAGAAAGGAGGAACAGCGCAGACACAAACUGCGCUCUCGGAGGUAAUGCAUGUGAUGAGAGAGACUGCAGACGGAGAGACCAACAUACUUGACUUGCUCAUUUGGCUGGCGUCUGCACACAUGCGUGUCUCUCUGUCUGUCUGUCUGUCUGUCUGUCUGCAGGGAAGCGGAAGAGCGGCGAGUGCUCCUGCGGGCCAUCUACCACCACAAACAACAACAGCAGUACAUCCAGCAGGUCAGUCACCAGCCAGACACACAGACAGAGACACACGAAGGCAGGCCAAGGGAUGAUGUAACAUGUCGUGUCCCAGCUGGCUGAUGCCGCCAAGGCGACCAUGAGGCCCACACUAACUGCCGAGGACAGACAGCGACUGAGGGAUCGCGAGCAACAGUGAGUUGGUUGAAUCCCUCCCGCAUCAUUUGGCCCACCCUAUAGAUAUGUCACCCACAUCUUACCUAUCAGGUUGUUUGAGCGUCGUUUGCGUGACGUAGAGGAGCUCCGGCGGCGCUCACAGUCGCAGGCCGCCAGCCCCCACCAGGGCCGGUCGGUCAGUGCGAGAUACGCACACAUCGACGCCAGACUUCUCGACGACACAGGUAGGUACAAUUGUGAAUGAAUGGAUGGAUCCAUCCAUCCGUGUGGGCGGCUUGGCGUCAGUCAGUAAGCCAUUGUUCUGCCUGCCUGUCUGCCCACCAUCAUGAUGCAGAGUCCCAUGCGUCUCGUCUCGUGACGAUCCAGAUUGAGCGGGAGGAGCGCAUGGGAAUGCGGCCGUCGGCCCACACAGCAACGUGAGCAACCGAACGCAAAUUAAGUGCACCCAUCACCCGCCGGUGUCUCCCCGUAUCUCUCUCUGUGUGCAGGAUCGCGGGCAGCUUCGGCCACCGUCUGCCCGAGACCACUCGCCGUGUGCGGGCGACGCCCUCCUGGCGCAAUGUCGCGGCCGCUGCAAACUCGAUGCAGUGACUGAGUGACUGACUGACUGACUGACACAGACCGGGAGACAGGACGGGAGGUCUACCGAUGUGCCGUGACGGGGCAGCUGCAUGUCGACAACUGGCGUGCCCAGGGACUCGUGAGCAUGUGAUGUGCACAUGAUGUGUGUGAAUGAAU